GUCAUCCCUUUCCUGAUCUCUGUCCUCCUCUCCUUCUCUCGCUCUCUCGCGGUCGCUCUAUCUCCCUCUCUCCUUCUACCUUAAUUAUAUCCAUAUGUCGGACCCUAGUUCUCCUAAGUAUGAGGCCCAUGUGGUCCAAUCAUCAGCGGAGCUAGACCCUCCACCGCCGCAGCCGCUUCCGUCGCCAUCACCGCCGCCGCCUCCUCCUCUUGCACUGCACGCGCUAGACCAAACCCCGCAUUCCCUUCCUGCUUACGCGGGCGAUGCUCCGUCCCCUAAGGGCAAAUCCCCCUCCCCCAGGCAUCUGCAGAGGUCGUCCCCGAGGAGCAACCCCUCCGGCUCGGCCUCCUCUGGCGGGAAGCACCCGUUCUACCGUGGCAUCCGGAGCCGGAGCGGCAAGUGGGUGUCGGAGAUCCGGGAGCCACGCAAGACGACCCGCGUGUGGCUGGGCACCUACCCCACCCCGGAGAUGGCCGCUGCCGCCUACGACGUGGCUGCCCUGGCCCUCAAAGGCGGGGACGCGGUCCUCAACUUCCCGCACUUGGUGAAGUCGUACCCGGUCCCCGCAUCCACCGCGCCCACCGACGUGCGAAGGGCAGCAGCUGCCGCCGCUGCCUCGAGGAAGGCGGAAACGAGCGGCGGCACCGAUGAUACAGCAUUGUUAGGUCAGGAAGGCGAUGAGGGCAAGACUAGGAAAGAUCAUCGUCCUGAUUUAAGCUCAAAACCACCGGAAGCCGAAUUCAUCGACGAAGAGGCACUGUUCGAUAUGCCAAACUUGUUGGUGGACAUGGCGGAGGGAAUGAUGGUGUCGCCGCCGAGAAUAAGCUCGCCCCCCUCGGACGACUCGCCUGACAACUCCGACAUGGAAAGCUUGUGGAGCUACCCUUAAAAUUGUUUCCCCAGUUGCGUGUUUCAAAAACUUCCUCAACCAAAUUAAACAUCUCCAACGACACGAAAAAUUUCACAGAUGAUUAAGAGGGCUUGUGAGUGUGUGUGUGUGUGUGUGUGUGUGUGUGUGUGUGUGUGUGUGUGUGUAUGUGUGUGUGUGUGUGUGGACUAAAACGACAGUGAUCAAUAUUCAAUACUAGAUAGCCAGGACAUGAUUGUUCCUGGAAACUACAUUGAGCAAAAGAGGUGGGGAAGAAAAAGGAGAAAAAUUACAGGGCAUGGGAGAAAUUGUCGCAGUGCAGUGAUAAAUUUUGAU
Eucalyptus grandis is the source of this 1204-nucleotide messenger RNA. RefSeq names its product ethylene-responsive transcription factor ERF025. Bases 95 to 889 code for a protein of 264 amino acids. The transcript has a single exon. Gene Ontology annotation, biological process: regulation of DNA-templated transcription. Gene Ontology annotation, molecular function: DNA-binding transcription factor activity; DNA binding. NCBI's taxonomy places the organism in Eukaryota, Viridiplantae, Streptophyta, Magnoliopsida, Myrtales, Myrtaceae. The record is from RefSeq and is a predicted model, not a curated record.